AGUGCAUUGUGGGUAGGUCAGGGUCUGAGAGUGUAGGACGCCAUGUGCUUGUGAGAGUGACAGAGAGCUUUGACAAGUUUGUGCAGUGUUAUAAGCAGCCGGUGGUUGGUUGUUUGUUUGGAAAGAAGCGACAGGAAAGAAAAAUGUACUGCACUUUGCACUGUAUCCGGAACUCGCUGCGGAUAGCCGCAAAAACACACCGGCAUCACCUGUCUGCUCCAGCUCUGUCCGCACUGCGAGCGCUCCACUGUAGCCCCUCCCAUCUCUCCGAUGCCUUAGCGACGCCGCCGUUAGACGGAACACCCAAGCAGUACUCGCCCAAAAUCCAGCAGCUGGUCAACGACAUCUCCAGCCUCACCCUGUUAGAGGUGUCUGACCUCAAUGAGCUGCUCAAGAAAACGCUGAACAUUCAGGAUGUGGGGUUGAUGCCGAUGGGCGCGAUGGCUGCCGCCCCGACCGCCUCUGCAGCGCCGGUGGCGGAGGAAGACGCUGCCCCGGUGAAGAAGGAGAAAACCCAUUUCACCGUCAAACUGACCGAGCUGAAGGCGGAGGAUAAAGUCAAGCUGAUUAAGGAAGUGAAGAACUGCAUUCAAGGGUUGAAUCUCGUACAGGCUAAGAAGCUGGUGGAGUCGCUGCCUCAGGAGAUCCGGGCGAACGUUUCCAAAGAGGAGGCAGAGAAACUGAAGGCGGCUCUAGAAGCAGCAGGGGGCACUGUGGUUCUGGAGUAGAGCACCGCAGCACCACGUCAUCCACCUCUUCAUUACUGUCCCCAGUUCUGUUUUUGUUUCUUUUCUUUUCUUUUUUUACACAACAAAGCUGAUGAAUUCUGGGAAACGGAUAUAAAGUGAAAGAACCAGGUGUGUGAACUGUCAGACUGAACUCUAGCAGGCUGCAGGCUUGCGUACUCUCACCACCCGGCCAUCACACCUGUCCGUCUGUCUGUCCGUCUGUCCGCAAAGAUACAGACAGCGACGGCGUCACAGUAAUGUCUGUCUGUAUGUUUCUGUCUCAAUGCAGUGAGGACGUGUGUCCCGGACAUGUAGAGACGUACGCCAUUGUCCACAGUUAAAUAAAUGUGUAACAUUUAAGAA
Molecule: messenger RNA, 1091 nt
Organism: Tachysurus vachellii
Lineage: Eukaryota; Metazoa; Chordata; Actinopteri; Siluriformes; Bagridae
Gene: mrpl12
Product: mitochondrial ribosomal protein L12
Exons: 5
Coding region: 144-728 (194 amino acids)
Biological process (GO): translation; mitochondrial transcription
Cellular component (GO): mitochondrial large ribosomal subunit; ribosome
Molecular function (GO): structural constituent of ribosome
Source: RefSeq, a predicted model, not a curated record